AUGUCUUGCAAAGCAUCCACCGAGAACCAUCGGGACAUCCCAGGCGAUCCACGGACAGUCAAGAGUCAAGUUCUCGAGACAGGAGCCUCAAUGAUCCAAGAUUUCUCGCCAGUCAAGCAGAUCUGCGCCCAUCUCAAUGCAUUCCACGUCUACGCCAGUGACCCAACCCGCUGCAUCGAGGCCAAUCAUUAUUGCACCCAUCUAACAGAAGACGUGCGCCAAUGCCUGAUCUAUGACUCCCCCGAGAAAAACGCCCGUCUCCUGGGCGUCGAGUAUAUGGUGUCACCGCGGAUUUUCUCAACUCUCCCUGAAGAAGAGCGUAAGCUCUGGCAUACACAUGAAUUCGAAGUGAAGAGCGGCAUGCUCAUUAUGCCUGCGCCGGCUGGAGUGCCGAAUCCUGUGUGGGAGGCUGCAGAGACGGCUGAAAUGCAGGAUGUUGCGCCAAUAUAUGGGAAGACAUAUCAUUUCUGGCAGGUCGAUCGGGGGGACCCUGUUCCUAUGGGUCCACCGCAGUUAAUGGGAAGCUUUACAUCGCCUGAAAGUGUUGAGCUGGCAAAGCCUGGUGGGAUGGAUGCUUUGCUUGGGGAGCGGGAUGGGAGGUUUGGGGUGGAUUAUCGACAGAAAGCGAAGAAACGGGAGGGAAUUGAGCCAGUCGAGAAGCACAAGGGUAUGAUCUAUCGCCUCGGUUUGUACUAUGCACUCUUGCACUUGAAACUGACUGGGUAA
Messenger RNA from Penicillium salamii, 726 nucleotides. Lineage: Eukaryota; Fungi; Ascomycota; Eurotiomycetes; Eurotiales; Aspergillaceae. The record is from the annotation of a GenBank genome assembly.